AUGCUUCAGACGUACGUUAAGAUCAUUGAAGAACAAGAAAGACGGGGAUUUGUUGAAAAAGUUCCCGACGUAAGCAUUCCCGAUUCUCAGCGUGUUCACUAUAUACCCCACCACCCUGUCAGGAAAGACUCAACGACCGUACCAGUGAGGAUCGUUUACGAUUGCAGUAGCCGACAAUCACGUGACCAUGCCUGUCUCAACGAUUGCUUAGAGUCCACACCACCUGCUCUGAACAACAUUACAUCACUUUUAGUACGAUUCAGACUAAAGAAAUUUGCAGUUACCACGGAUAUAGAGAAGGCUUUUUUGAAUAUUGUACUUCACGAGAAAGACCGAGACGUUACGCGAUUUCUCUGGUUGAGCAAUCCAAAGGAUUCAAACAGCCAACUGAUAACGUUUCGUUUCAAAGUAGUUUUAUUUGGUGCUACGUGCUCUCCAUUCAUUCUGAGUGCAACAAUCAGCAAACAUUUAGAACUAAAACCAGACAUGAAAGCAGCUGAAAUCCUAUCACGUGAUCUUUACGUUGACAACGCCUUGUCGAGUUUUAACACGGAAACGGAGCUGCUUACGUUCUACCAAGAAGCAAGAGAACUUAUGAAAAGAGCAGGUAUGAACCUCAGUUCUUGGGUAUCCAACAACGAGACUUUGCGAUACCUGGCAGCAGACGACAAAGUUCUAGAUUACGACAGCACAGCGAAAGUACUGGGGAUGCGCUGGGACCCCGAAACAGACACACUAACCUUUGCUGAAAAGGAAAUUCCGGUCUUAGAUUCCAUUACCAAGAGAGAUGUCCUUAAGUAUGCUUCCAGGAUUUACGACCCCUUAGGAAUACUCAGUCCAGUGACGGUACGAGCCAAAAUUUUGAUGCAAGAUUUAUGGGAAGAGAAUUUAGACUUGGAUGUACCAUUACCCGAACAGUAUGUUAAGGCGUGGAACAACCUAGCGACCGAUCUUCGAAGUGCUUUAAAAAUCCAGUUAUCAAGACAGUACAUACAAGACAUAAAUACAGAAACCGGAAGUGAGUUGGAAACCGGAAGUGAACCUAACAAACUUCAACUACAUGUAUUCGUAGAUGCAAGCGUUAAAUUAUACGGUGCUGCAGCCUACAUCCUGAACCAUAAGGAAACACGACUAGUCAUAGCAAAGAAUAGAAUCGCACCAGUCAAGAAGCUCACACUUCCACAGCUAGAGUUAAUGGCGGCAGUUAUCGGAGCUCGACUCUACGAACAUUUACAGACGACACUUGAAUUAAAAAACGAAGAAGAUUGGCCAGUUUGGGACGGCAACAUCCCCUCCGAGAAACUUGAAAUUACUACCUUAAUACAGACGACACCCGUUACCAGUGUAAAGUGCCUUGCAGACGAUACGAUUACAACACAAAGACUGAGUAACGUAAUCAACAUCCAGCACUACAGUAAAUACCACAAAUUGCUAUGUGUGACAGCGUUGUUACUAAGAUUUAUCUUCAACUGUAGAACACCAUCCGCUGAGAGACAUUACGGGCACGUUACUGCACGUGAAAUUGACAUUGCACGGUUAAAAUGGAUAAAAGAUGUGCAGCAGACUACAUAUCAAGAUGUCAUAGAAGAGUUAAAAUCCGGUAACAGAAAACAACCUAUUAUACGACAGUUGCGACCUUUCCUUGAUAGCGACAAUUUCAUACGCUGUGGCGGCAGAAUACAUUACGCGCAGAUACCGGAAGUUGCAAAAUUUCCUUACCUACUACCUGACAAGCAUUACUUCACGAAGCUACUGAUCCGGACGACACACGAGAGACUACUUCAUGUUGGAGCCUCAUCAAUUGUAACACAUUUACGACAGUACUGGAUACCAGCAAUCAGACGAUGCGUAAAUUCCGUUUUGAAGAGAUGUGUUACCUGCAAGAAAGUCACCGGAAAACCCUUUGAUACACCAGACUUCCCACCACUUCCCAAAAUACGUGUUGAAGAUGCAAUCCCGUUUCGAAUUACAGGAGUUGACUUCACCGGUCACCUUUACGUUCGUGAACAAAACGGCAGAGAAUCUAAAGCAUAUAUUUGCUUGUUUACAUGUGCUUCUACUCGUGCAGUCCACCUAGAAGUAGUCCCUGACCUGUCUACAGCUUCCUUCAUGCAAGCGUUCCGGAGAUUCAGCAGUCGACAUUCGUUACCGGAAAUAAUGGUUUCAGACAACUGUACGAUGUUUGAGGCAGCGUCUCAAGAGAUACAUCGUUUAUACAGCGCACGUAAACUACACGAUUCACUGUCCAGCAAAGGCACGGAAUGGCGAUUCAUCCCGAAAAGAGCUCCAUGGUACGGCGGGUGGUGGGAGCGGUUAAUUGGCAUGACAAAAGAAGCACUGAAGAAAGUACUAGGUCGUUCGUACGUUAACUAUCAAACACUCCAGACGAUAGUUACCGAGAUCGAGGCUGUUCUCAACGACAGACCACUUACGUAUGUCACAUCCGGUGUGUCUGAUCCUGAACCACUGACUCCAUCACACCUCCUGUACGGCAGAACGUUGACGUCAUACCCACAUAGUACGUUACACGGCGACGGUGAAAUUAACGAAAACAUGAGUGAUCACCGAACUCUCACGAGAUGUGUCGAUAUUCAACGUAAACUAAUCAGCAACUUCCGUCAGCGUUGGCGGCGGGAGUACCUGACGGGCCUCAGAGAAUAUCAUCAAGCGCACGGGAAAAACGAGCAGACGAUAUCAGAAGGAGACGUUGUACAGAUACAUGAUGACGGUCCUAGAACGCGUUGGAAACUAGCAGUGGUAACCGAACUUAUUCAUGGAAAUGAUGGACUUGUACGUUCCGUGGUUAUAAAAAGUGAAGACGGUAUCACAAAUAGACCGAUUACAAAGUUAUAUCCGCUGGAAGUGCUGAAAAGUGAUUAA
Messenger RNA from Mercenaria mercenaria, 2880 nucleotides. RefSeq lists its product as uncharacterized. The transcript has 2 exons. Lineage: Eukaryota; Metazoa; Mollusca; Bivalvia; Venerida; Veneridae. Gene Ontology annotation, biological process: DNA integration. The coding region runs from base 1 to 2880 and encodes 959 amino acids. The record is from RefSeq and is a predicted model, not a curated record. Gene Ontology annotation, molecular function: nucleic acid binding.